Molecule: messenger RNA, 1611 nt
Organism: Suillus clintonianus
Lineage: Eukaryota; Fungi; Basidiomycota; Agaricomycetes; Boletales; Suillaceae
Product: amino acid transporter
Exons: 12
Coding region: 1-1611 (536 amino acids)
Biological process (GO): transmembrane transport
Cellular component (GO): membrane
Molecular function (GO): transmembrane transporter activity
Source: RefSeq, a predicted model, not a curated record
AUGCCUAACCAUAAAGAAACCGGCAUUGUUACUGUGACGGAGUCCACUCGUGAUAGCCAGGAUGACGUCCCCCUGGUUCAUCAAAAAGACAACAUUCUGCUCCGGAAGCUUGGCUACAAGAGCGAGUUUAAGCGGGAAUUCUCGCUCCUAGAGACAAUUUCAUUCUCGAUGGCUAUCCUGGCUGUAUCCUGUGGAAUCACAACCGGUUAUUCCUAUCCUUUACUUUCAGGAGGUCAUUUUGCCAUGGUGUGGGGAUGGUUCAUAGCCUGUAUAUUCGUCAUGUGUGUUGCUGCUUCGAUGGCAGAGCUGGCUUCUUCUAUGCCAACAAGCGCUGGGCUGUACUAUUUUUCAGCGAAAAUGGCUUCGAAGGAACGGUCCGCUCUUGCGUCUUGGAUAACCGGAUGGAGUAAUAUCACAGGGCAAGUAACCUUGAUCUGCUCCAUUAAUUUCAGUUGCACAGAACUCGUCACCACAGCAAUAGCGAUGGGCACGGACGGCGCAGUAGUCUUGGGGUCGGGUGCGACAUUUGGCAUACUGAUGGGUAUCCAUCUCACACAAGCGAUUUUUUGCUCAGCUGGGACUCGUAUUCUUGCCCGAAUGACAGUUGUAACUUUGGUACUCAUUAUGACUACAACGAUUGGAGCAAUUGUCUCCUUACUCGUUUGUGCCGGUGAUCAAAGAGUCUCGUCAAAGGACGCGUGGACAAAGUUUGAGAACAACACCGGAUGGAGCAAUAGCAAGUAUGUCUGGGCUUUUAUUCUCGCUUUUACAUCGCCAAUGUGGUCAUUGACAGGCUAUGACUCUGCUGCGCAUAUCGCCGAGGAAACUGCAGGAGCUGCACGUGCAGCACCUAUCGCGAUUUUAGUGGGGGUUGCUGGCACUGAGAUCCUGGGCUGGCUUUAUUACAUUGCCGCUUCUUAUGCUACAGCCUCGGUUCCAGACAUAUUGCAGACAAAACUAGCACUCCCUCUUGGACAAGUAUUUUUAAAUGUCCUGGGGAAGAAAGGUGCUUUGACCCUCUGGUGCUCUAUCGCAUACCUUUGCGGAUGCUCACAAGCUGUUGACGCCUCACGCGUCAUUUUUGCGUUUUCUCGGGACAACGCUCUUCCCGGCUCGCGGUGGUGGAAGCGCAUCAAUCACAAGACGCAGACUCCGGUGAAUGCUGUAUGGUUUGCGAUGCUGCUCUCUGCCAUUUGUGGAGUAUUGGUAUUUUCUACUGCAGCAUUUAAUUCCUUGGCCUCGGCGUCUGUCAUAGGUUUAUAUAUCUCAUAUGUGACACCUAUCUAUUGUCGUGUUACCUGGGGGAAGGAUAAACUACAACCUGGCCCAUUCAGUCUCGGUUGGUGGUCCUUUCCCAUCGGCUGGAUAGGCAUCGUGUGGGUAGCAUUCAUGGUCGUCAUGUUACUCUUUCCAUACACACAAACAGCCAAUGUGCAAACCAUGAACUACUCGAUAGUGAUUGUCAUGGCCGUCUUCAUAUUUGCCGGAGGAUCUUGGAUAUUCUCUGCGAGACAUUGGUUCACGGGACCCAUUCCGAACGUCGACGAGACCGAUUCCUCGUCGUAUUCAGAGAAACCAGAUAACACAGAGCACAAUAGUCUGGAGAUAUAG